Molecule: messenger RNA, 3498 nt
Organism: Klebsormidium nitens
Lineage: Eukaryota; Viridiplantae; Streptophyta; Klebsormidiophyceae; Klebsormidiales; Klebsormidiaceae
Source: the annotation of a GenBank genome assembly
GCCGUGUUGUGAUUUGAGAAUGGGACGGGAACACGCUCUGCACAGGAGCUUCUCGUACACCCUGCGUUGUGUGUGACUUGGAUGGAGGGCCUCUUUUUGCCGACUUGCGAAAGUCCCCCAGGGAAGUGCCUGAGGAGGCGGCGCAGAGACAGACAAUCAACUAAUUGAUCACAUGUCGAAUGUGCUGUCUUUGGUGGUGCCAAGAGACUUCAGAAGGACAACUCCUCUUGCAGGUAGCAUCCCCUGACGCAUACAAAUGAUGCUUCUUCAAGUGCCAGACGCCCUCACCAAGAAACCCCUUUGACCGGCCACCGGAACCCCUCUGGUUAAGAAAACCCUUCCAGUCUGGCAAACCUGAAGACCCCUGAAGGAUUCCUGACACUGCAAGCAUGGCCGGCAACUACGGUGCCCCCAUCGACCUGACCGACUCCCCCCAGGAAAGAGUAGCCAAUAGGCACCAGGUCGCAGUUGGUCACAUCCUUCAAGGUCCAGCAAACCCCAGAAAUAUUGCCCCCCCAGCUAUUCAUCCUCAGGGUCUAGCGAUACAUGUGAAUGCAGCACAAAUGGAACAUUUGCAUGAGGAGGCGGCUCAGAGGGCCAGGGAUGCAGCGCAGAGAGCACGGGAUGCAGCACAGAGGACAAGGGACGCGGCACAAAGGGCGAGGGAUGCGGCUCAGAGAAUGAGGGAUGAAGCUCAGAGGACGAGGGAGGCAGCGCAGAGGACAAGGGAGGCAGCGCAGAUGCAAGCGGGGCAGGCACGGAGGCUCGCACGGGAUGAAAGACUAGAGCGACAGAGGAACGCUGUGCGCGAAGGGAGGCUGGCGCAGAACCAGGCACAGCUUCACAGGGAGGCGGUCGAAGCGAACGCGCGCCGGCAAGCGUAUCUGAGGCAGCAACGCGAGAGGGUACCGGCAGCCGGAGAAGUGCACGGAGAGGGGCCUGAGGAGUGGGAGCAACGGCGGCGGCGGGUCGCCGAAGACAUCGAGAGGAGGCUCCAGGAGAGGGCCGCGAGGCGCCAGCAAGCGCUCGCUGAUGCUGGUCCUGAGACUCCAGAGGACGUCAUGAGGGGACCCCAGCAAGUGCUAGGGCUUCUCAGGGGGGGGCACAGAAGGCAGGCGGAUGAUGGGGGAGCCAGGGGGGGGGAAGGAGUUGGUGAGAAUGGGGAUGAGAUGAGGGGAGAUGUGAGGGGGGGCCACAGAAGGCAGGCAGACGAGGGGGGGCGUGGCGGUGUGGGUGAAGCAGUGGACGAAGGGCUCCUUUACAGGCUGCAAGACUUGCAAGAAAUUGUGGCCAGGAACGAGAUACAGGAACGCGGGCGCAAGAGGGCUAGGCACGACGAAGGAGGCACUGGGGGCGGCCUGACGAACGUUGAAGUUCUGGAACGCAACAUUUUUAUCAACCGGGAGAGGGUGCAAAUGCGGGUAGAGCCUGUUCUCGGUGAUCACGGCGCAGGUCCUUCUGGGAGGGGCGCUGAUGUUGGGGGGGAGCGGAAUGGGGGGGUGGUGGCAGAGGCGCUGAGCAACCUGGCAGAGAUCUUUCCAGAGGUCGACCUUGAGGCUGCGAGGGAGGCGCUGUUUGUGAGCAUCGCAGAACAUGGCAUGCCUCGAGGUCUAGAAGUAGUAACCAACACCUACUUCGAGAACGGAUACCCCAAACGCGAACAGCCAAAGGUCGACACACCCCCUCAAGACGGCGCAGGCCCCAGCAAGCAGGAAGAAAAGGACGUGUUUGCACUCGGUUCGCCCCCCAGGCAGUGUGCGCCCGCUUAUCAUAAGUGGGCGGUGUACCAGCUGCAGGUGGACUUCCCCCGAGUGAGCCUCACGGACGUGCGGCGGUGCCUCAAAGUUCACGGUGAAAGGUACGCCCCCGCAUAUAAGUCCAUCUUGACCGAGGUACAGAAAAUUUGUCUCUCCGGAGCGGAAGGAAAAGGCAAGGCGAUCGCGGAAGAGAGCCCCCAGAAAUCGACCCACGACAGCAAAGCCGCAUACUGGGCGCCUAACUUUAAGCUGCUCCAGAAGCCCCGCCCCAAACCCCGGCACAUGCCGGACGAGGAGUGUUUCGAGUUUCAGGAGGAACUAGAGCGGGUGCGCCGGGCGGGCGCGAAAGACCAGGAGCUGGAGGACAUGCUGCUGGCAGAGAAACUGAACGAGGAGGAGUAUGCGGGGGAGGGCCAGGAGAUCGAGUGCGGGUGCUGCUACUCUGAGUAUCCGUUCGAGAAGAUGGUGCAGUGCGCGGAGGGCCACCUGUUCUGCUUCGCCUGCUUGAAGCGCCGCGUGGAGGAGUCGACGUUCGGGGCGGCCGCGGCAGGGGGAUCCCUCCCGUGCAUGGACACGGACGGGUGCGAGGCGGAGUUUCCGUACGCUGAGGUCCGACGAGCCCUCCCAGAGGCGACCCUGGCCAAGUACGAGGCCCGCCAAACGGAGCAGGCCCUGCUUUCGGCCAAGCUCGACAAUUUGGUGCGGUGCCCCUUCUGCGACUUUGCCUGCGAAGUGGACGAGGGGAACCGGGUCCUCGACUGCCCCGGCUGUAAGAAGGCGUCGUGCCGCGAGUGCAAGGAGGCGAGCCACAUCCCGCUCAAGUGCAGCGAGGUGGAGAAGAAGGGCGAGACGGCGUUCCGCACGCGCGUGGAGGAGCUCAUGACGCGCGCGCUCGUGCGGGAGUGCUCCAAGUGCAAGACGGAGCUCAUCAAGGACCACGGCUGCAACAAGGUAACGUGUCGUUGCGGUCAGACGAUGUGUUAUGUGUGCCGCGCGCCGAUCCCCCCCGACUAUACGCACUUCUGCCAGCACUUCCGAGAGCCGGACCGCAAGUGCAACCAGUGCAGCAAGUGCAACCUGUACACCACAGGUAAUGACGCAGCGGAGGUGAAGCGGGUGCGCACCACGGCCAUCGCCGAGGCGGCCCACUUGGACCCGGAAGCCGCCAAAAAAAUGAUCGGCGCGCCCGACGACCUCCCGCAGGCACAGGCGAAGCGACCCCGGUUGUACCCGCCAGGCCAUCCCCUGGCUGGCCUCGUGUUCUAACUCGAAGCAAGAAGAAGAGCGAGAGUCCUCGGUUUGAAGUCCCCAAAUAGGGCCUGUUGAACAUGGGGAAGAGCCGGAGUGUUUGGUUUGAAGUUCCCGGGUUAGGGGCCUGCGUUGUUGCUGUUGGAGAGGGAAGUUCAGGUCGAGGUUCAAGGUCCAGCUGGACUCGCAUUGUGCUGAAGUAGUGAGGCUAACAAACGAGCGGUGCUUGCGUGGGUCUUUGAUGCUAGGGACUUCGAGUACGGCAUCUCUGGUCGAGGUAAUACAGUAAUUCAGUAGGCAGUUCCCGCCAUUGCUGCUGCGAACAAUCAACCAAUGAGCACUGUCGCGAGUCGCAGGCCAACUCGGCAGGCAAGAGAGAUCAGAAGAUAGUCAAUGAGAUCCGAAAGUCAGGGCUGACUCUAAGGGCACAAGGUUGACGAAGGUUCACUAAUCUGCUUUCGCUUCGUUUGGGAUCGAUUAAUGUGCAUCAAAC